Maylandia zebra (zebra mbuna) is the source of this 3556-nucleotide messenger RNA. RefSeq names its product periostin, osteoblast specific factor a (gene postna). Gene Ontology annotation, molecular function: cell adhesion molecule binding. Lineage: Eukaryota; Metazoa; Chordata; Actinopteri; Cichliformes; Cichlidae. The record is from RefSeq and is a predicted model, not a curated record. Gene Ontology annotation, biological process: extracellular matrix organization; cell adhesion. Gene Ontology annotation, cellular component: extracellular matrix.
UUUGUGUUCCCACAUAUCCCGUGUGUUUCUGUGGACUCCUGCUUGUGUGUGCGUGUGUGUGUGUAUGUGUGCACUUGAAAGACAAGAGCAGUGUGUGUUUGAGCCCUUGCAGCACUGAGGACUGAUAACUUCACAGGAUGCAUCGGCUUCUGGUGGUGACCUUAGUGUUGGUGGCCUUUUGCAGUCUGGAGACCACAGCUUUUUCAGCUUAUGACAAGAUAGUCACCCAUAGCCGCAUACGGGCCAGGGAUCAAGGACCCAAUGUGUGUGCUUUGCAGCAAGUCACAGGGACCAAGAAGAAGUACUUCAGCACAUGCAGGAAUUGGUACAAACGCAGCAUCUGUGGCAAGAAUACGGUGGUUGUAUAUGAAUGCUGUCCAGGUUAUAUGAAACUCGAGGGUACGAAAGGAUGCACUGCAGUGGCUCCCAUUGACCAUGUGUAUGGUACACUGGGCUUUGUCAAGGCUACAACCACACAGCGAUAUGCUGAAGUCUCUAAACUGAGAAAAGAAAUUGAGGGAAAAGGCGCCUUCACCUUGUUUGCACCUAGCAAUGAUGCCUGGGAUGAGCUGGACCCUGCUCAACGAUCUGCACUAGAGAACAAUGUGAACAUUGAACUCUACAACGCUCUGCAUUACCACAUGGUAAACCACCGUAUCCUCACCAAAGACAUGAAGAAUGGCAUGACUGUCAGUUCCAUGUACAAUGAAGAGGGACUGCACUUCAACCACUACCCAAAUGGGGUUGUUACAGUGAACUGUGUCAGGAUUCUCAAUGCUAACCAGCUGGCCACAAAUGGUGUGGUGCAUGUCAUCGAUCGGGUAAUCAAGGCCGUGGGGAACACCAUCAAGGAUCACUUGGAGCUCAAUGAAGACCUUUCUUCUUUUAGUGCUAUCGCAUUAGCUUCCAAUGUGAUGGACAAGCUGGGUGAGCCUGGCCAAUACACUUUGUUUGCUCCAACUAAUGACGCCUUUGACAAAAUGAACCCAGACUACUUGGAGAAUAUCAUGGAAGACCCAGCUGUUGUUAAAGCCCUGGUGAACUACCACCUGUUAAAGAGUGUCCAGUGUGCAGAAGCAAUCAUGGUAGGAUUCAUGUAUGAGACUGCAGAAGGCAGCAGCAUAGAGAUUGGCUGUGACGGUGACAGUCUGACUGUGAACGGCAUCAAGAUGGUCCUGAAGAAGGACAUUGUAGCGACCAAUGGCGUCAUCCACCUGAUAGACCAGAUGCUGAUCCCAGACUCAGCCAAGGAAGUGAAAUCGUUACUGGAAACCUCCCAGAGCACUUUCAGCAGCAAGUUGUCUGAACUGGGCUUAGCUGAAUCCCUGGGUCCAAAGACAGAGUACACCCUCCUAGCUCCUUUCAACAAUGCCUUCACUAGUGAAGUGAUGUCAAUGGACACAAACACGCUGAGACUCAUUUUGGAAAACCACAUCUUGAAGACAAAAAUGAAACUGAGUGAGCUUUACAACGAACAGACGCUGGAAACAAUCGCUGGAAAACUGCUACGAGUCUUCAUUUACCGCACUGCUGUGUGCAUAGAAAACACAUGUAUGGUCCGUGGCAGUAAGGAGGGGAGCAAUGGGAUGCUCCAUUCUGUGAGGUCUCUUAUCAAACCACCUGAGAAAACUAUCUAUGAGCUCCUGAUUGCUGACGGACGUUUCAAGAAAUUCCUGUCGUUAAUGGAAACAGCAGGUCUGUAUGAUCUGUUAAAGCAGGAAGGCUCUUACACCGUCUUUGCACCAACGGACGAUGCCUUUGUCGACCUCAGCAAGGAAGACAUGGCUCUGCUCAAAAGUGAUCCAACUGUUCUGAGAAACAUCCUGCUGUACCACUUCAGUAAUGGGACCUUCAUCAAUGGAGGAUUAGAGGGAGGAGUUACCAAUCUGCUCAAAACCUUCCAGGGCAAGAACCUGCAAGUUAAAUCUGUAGACAGCUCUAUCCAUGUCAACUCUGUGGAUGUGCCACACAGUGACUUGAUGGCAACAAACGGUGUGAUCCAUAUUGUGAAGAAUGUUCUUUAUCCAGGGGACCUUCCUGUGGGCCGUCAGGACCUCCUGAUCCUCCUGAGGAAGCUGAUUAAGUACAUUCAGAUAAAGUUUGUCUCUGGAUUUUCUUACACUGAGAUCCCGCUCACCUUCAUCAAAAGGACUAUCACAACAACUACUCAUUUUGUUGAAGUUCCUGAGUCAACAGUGAUCCGCAAUGUUACCCGGGUUAUUUCAGUGGAACCAUCUAUCACUACCGUAAAAAGAGUUAUCGAAGGGGACCCUUCACUUCUCAAAGACAUCAAAACGAACUUUUCAAUUACUACCAAGAUCAUCAAAGGGGACCCUACACUUACCGAAGUCACCAGAGUCAUAGAACGGGACUCUGCAGCUUCCAAAGUCACCAGGGUCAUCAAAGGGAACCCUACACAGACCAAAGUCACCAGGGUCAUUGAAGGAAACCCUACACAGACCAAAGUCACCAGGGUCAUUGAAGGAAACCCUACACAGACCAAAGUCACCAGGGUCAUUGAAGGGAACCCUACACAGACCAAAGUCACCAGGGUCAUUGAAGGGAACCCUACACAGACCAAAGUCACCAGGGUCAUUGAAGGAAACCCUACACAGACCAAAGUCACCAGGGUCAUUGAGGGACAGCCUUCUAUUACUAAAGUUACAAGAGUUAUUGAUGGUGCUAGUGUUGGUGGAGAUGGCAGCACAGGUGGAGCCAGACACACCACGGCGAACGAGCCUCAGAUCAUUGAGGGCCCAGACUUUUCCAGGAUCACUACAAUCCACGGAGACCCAAGUCUGAUCGAUGAGGAGUCUGAGAGAAUUAGCAGAAUCAUUAAAGAAGGAGGUAGAUUUGCUGCUGCCAGGAAAGCUCCAGCUGGAAUGAAGAGGCGGGCAAGGCUGGUCAGGCGUCACCAUAAGCCAAGGGAGUGAAUCUUGCAGAAAGAUAAAUGCUUAGGGCUCACCACAAGGAUUGUAUGCAUCUCCAGCGCUCCUGGUCGAGCAGUGGUGGAUUGAAAAACCGCAGAUUGAGAUUAAAUUAAUUUAGCCAUUUCUUAAUCCAAAGAACCAUUAAGUUUGUUUGUUAUUCCAUCUGAGGCACAGUUCGUGUAAUAGCCAUACGAUUGAACUCUUUAUUUCCCUAAUUUUGGUGUGUAAGGAAUAGUGAUUUUUAAUAUGGGGGCAAAAUAGGGUGAAAGGUGAGGUAUAUUGUACGAGAAUUGUUGUUUGUUUGUUUUUUCGAUAUCACUUUGCAAACAGAUUAGUACAAAAGAGUUUUGUAUUCUUUUGGUUUGUUGUUAUUUGUCAUAUGGUGCUCUGUUUUAAAUAGUGUUUUGCUACCGGUAGAUCUUCUACUGUACCUCUGUAAAUUAUGGCAUGAUCAUUUUAAAAUGCCACGAUGGGGUUUUUUCUAUCAUGACGGCGAUAGAUCGACAGAUGUUUCAUACUUUUGAUCGGGAACUUGACUCGUGUAUGUCUAUACACAAUCAGACUUUACAAUCCUAUGUUUGUACCUUACAAACAAGUGACCAAUAAAUGUGUGAAUACAAUGCAGA